Molecule: messenger RNA, 623 nt
Organism: Gossypium raimondii (Peruvian cotton)
Lineage: Eukaryota; Viridiplantae; Streptophyta; Magnoliopsida; Malvales; Malvaceae
Product: histone H2AX
Exons: 2
Coding region: 93-524 (143 amino acids)
Cellular component (GO): nucleosome
Molecular function (GO): structural constituent of chromatin; protein heterodimerization activity; DNA binding
Source: RefSeq, a predicted model, not a curated record
AAAUCAAAUCUCACCACCUCCCUCCAAAAUCAAUUUCAAACGUUUCAAAAGUCUCCAUUCCUUCGAAACAGAAAAUUAAAAAAUCUGCAACCAUGAGCUCAGCCGCCGUAGCAGCCAAAGGAGGUCGGGGCCGAGGCCGAGGCAAGCCAACGGCCAAAGCCGUUUCCAGGUCUAGCAAAGCUGGUCUCCAGUUCCCCGUUGGCCGCGUCGCUCGUUUCCUCAAGAAAGGGCGGUACGCUGAGCGCGUUGGAUCUGGCUCUCCUGUCUACCUCUCCGCCGUCCUCGAGUAUCUUGCCGCUGAGGUUUUGGAAUUGGCUGGAAAUGCCGCAAGAGAUAACAAGAAGAACAGAAUCAUCCCGAGGCAUAUUCAAUUGGCAGUGAGGAACGACGAAGAAUUGAGCAAGCUGAUGGGAGGUGUGACGAUUGCGAACGGAGGUGUUUUGCCUAAUAUCAAUCAAAGUCUAUUGUCACGGAAGGCCGGGAAAGGUAAAGUAGAGACCGGUUCCACUUCUCAGGAAUUUUAGGUAAUUUUGUGUAACAUAGUAUGUAACGAAAUUAGGUUCCUGUUAUUGCAAAUAUCAUUCCUAGUAAUGAAAUCGUUGAAUUGAGUUUUGUUGUAAGCA